ACUUUUGUCACAAACAUCUCCAACCCUGCCACAUCAUAAAUAUAUAUUAGUUCUAGAGGAACCAAGAUAUCCAAAGUAAGCAUCAUGGGUGACAACAAGAACAUGAAUCUCCCACCGGGUUUUCGAUUCUCUCCGACCGACGAAGAGCUCGUUGUCCAUUUCCUUCAACGUAAAGCUUCGCGCUUGCCGUGCCAUCCCGACAUCAUUCCUGAUCUUGGUCUAUAUCCAUAUGAUCCUUGGGACUUAGAUGGAAAAGCUAUGGUGGAAGGAAAUAAAUGGUAUUAUUUCAGCAGAAGAUCUUCGAAUCGAGUAACCGCAAACGGGUACUGGAAAUCGUGUGGUGGAGAUGAGGAAAUUAUGAGUUCAAAUGGUAGCAAAAGAAUUGGUGUGAAGAAAUAUUAUGUGUUUCAUGUUGGUGAAGCUCCUGAAGGUAUGAAAACUGAUUGGAUAAUGCAGGAAUUUAGGGUUCAUGAUGGUGCUAAUUCGUCUAGAUCAAGAAGAAGAGACAACUCUAAGAAUGAUUGGGUAAUUUGUCGAGUGUGUGAGCAGAACUACGAUAACAACGAUGAUGGAAAUGAUGGCAUGGAGCUUUCGUGUUUAGAUGAAGUAUUUUUGUCAUUAGAUGAUUAUGAUGAUAUUAGCUUUCCGAAUUAGGAUUAAACGUUACGUGCCGAUAUUAAUCUUUGUUAUACUUGAUGUUAAAUGUUUUUAUAGUACGUAAUAUCAAGAAGUUACACUAUUGUAGUGACAAAGUCGUUUAAAAAACAAGGGGCAGAGAGUGAAAACUAAAUGGAAAUUCAUUCUUUGAGUA
Helianthus annuus (common sunflower) is the source of this 811-nucleotide messenger RNA. Its product is annotated as NAC domain-containing protein 104. The transcript is spliced from 3 exons. Gene Ontology annotation, molecular function: DNA binding. Bases 85 to 654 code for a protein of 189 amino acids. NCBI's taxonomy places the organism in Eukaryota, Viridiplantae, Streptophyta, Magnoliopsida, Asterales, Asteraceae. The record is from RefSeq and is a predicted model, not a curated record. Gene Ontology annotation, biological process: regulation of DNA-templated transcription; system development.